Messenger RNA from Trypanosoma cruzi, 507 nucleotides. Its product is annotated as receptor-type adenylate cyclase, putative. The record is from RefSeq and is a predicted model, not a curated record. Bases 1 to 507 code for a protein of 168 amino acids. Lineage: Eukaryota; Euglenozoa; Kinetoplastea; Trypanosomatida; Trypanosomatidae. The transcript has a single exon.
AUGUGGCGUGCUGCUGUGGCUGGCGGUGUUGAGUUUGUGCCUGGGCAGGUGAUCACGACGGGGACGAACCCGCUGGCGAAGGACACACAGUACGAGGCCAUCCAGCGCUUCCAGGAGGUGAUGCGGGCAUAUCUGACGCACAGUGGGCAAAAGGACUAUGCCGACAAGGACCAUUUUCUGAAGGAUGACGGCGACGGUGAGAUGAUGGUUGCUGGGUGGAUUGCUGGCGAGGUGCUCUCACAGGCGCUGGGCAGUCGUGAAUGGGUGAAGGACCGCAAGUCGUUCUUGGCGUCUCUGUACAACCAACGCCGGUAUGUGGUUGACGACAUUGUGAUUGGCGACUACGGUGGGGAUUGUGUUACUGUUGGGUGUAUUGAGCAAUUUGUGUAUCUAUUUCUUAGGGCCUUUUUUUUCUUUGUUUUUAUUGAUUUUUUUGUGUUAUUUUUUAUAAAGUUUCUUUCUUUUUUUCUUCUUUUUUUGUAUGUGUUGCUUAGUUAUUUUGUGUAG